CAGGAAGUUCGGAGUUGCACGUCUCCCUCACCAUCGUAGGAGUGGGUCCCGCUGGGGCCCUGUCGCCGUGUCAUUUGCCAAAGAAGGUGGGUGAAACGGUAGGGAGGCAAUUGUUCGUCGGUAAUAACCACGAGCCGGUGGCCAACCGGCCUAUUGACCGGCAAUAUCCGGUAAACAGCCGUUGGGAUUCAAAAUGGCGAAGCGGAAGAAUGGCUACUGCAAACGGACGGUGAUGAUCUAGUCCCGAUAUUCGUACUCGGGCUCUGGCCCGUCGGAUCGUCCGAUGGUGGCUCGAAGUUUAAACGUAGGGUUCGAAGCCGCUCGCAUACGCUACAAAGAAGAAAGAAAAGAACCCAAGAACGCUAUAAAACAAAUCUCUCUCUCUCUCUCUCUCUCUCUGGCAAUUUGAAAGAGGAAGCUGGUGGACAUCUGAAUCAGGUGCGUUAUAGCUUCAUCGAGUCGUCGACUUUUCGAUUAUAAUAGUUUCUUUUCGGAGCGGCCAUUCUUGAUGAGGGUUUCGGUUCGGGCACGAGCUCGUUGUGGAUUUUGAUCGCUUCUUGAUGGAGAUUGUGGAAUCUCGAUUUUUGGAUGGGAGAUCGGGAAUCGGUACUUUGUGGUUCGGUGCUUGCGAUGGAGAGGUUGACUGUCGGAAGUGGUUAAGGUUCUAGAUGAUUGGGCUUCUGAUAAGGUGUUGUCUCGCUUCCUUGGGAAUUUUAGGAACGGGGUUAUUGAUCGGUGAUUUCGAAUUCGAUUUCGAUUUCGAUUUCGUUAGCUCAACACACCAAUUCGAAAUCUUAUUCACUGGCUUGUCGUCAUCUAUUGAGUGAACGUUCUUGAAGUUAUUACUCUGAGAUUGGAAAUUUACAAUUGAAUCUGAAUACUCAAGAUAGUUUUCCCCUGUUUUCUCUGACAAGAACAGUUGGUUUUCAUUUGGUUUAUUAACGUUCUUUCUCCAUUGCUUCUGCAGUCUAUGGUUUUUCCUUUUCUUUACGAAUCUCUUUUCAGAGUAUUGGGUGCUUGAUGAUGCUUUGCAAGUUGUUCCUGAAUCAGUGCUUAUCGAUUUGGGAUUGGAACAUAAGUCUUCGUUCAUCAUUCGGUAAAAAUGACAAGUGACAAUGGAAAAAGUGCUCCGAAAGGCGAAGCUGUUACUUCCAGGGCUGCUCACGGAGCAAGUGGCGAUGAAUUUCUGAGGCAACGAUCCUUAAAUGGGUAGUAACUCUGAUGUUCACUGCUUCUUUGAUUUCAACUCUUUUUCUUUAUGAUCAUGGCAUUUGGAAUCUUAUGCUCGAAUAAGAGUAUUUCAAUUAGACUCGUUGAAGCUACAUCUGAACGAAUCAAUGUCGAAAAGUUAUUGUCUGAAUUGAAACAUGCGAAAGCAAAUCUGAUGUAUUACUCUGUAAAUCAACUGUAGGAGGAUCACUGGUCCAACACGCCGCUCAACCAAAGGACAGUGGACGGCUGAGGAGUUGCUGCAAUGAGCACAGUGACCGGCCGGCGACGGAGAUCGGAGACCGGACGUCGGAGUCGGGGAGGACGAGAAGCUUUGGUCGGAUUUGGGAGCGAGGGAAGGAGGAUGGCGUGCAGCACGCGGCGGCGGGCGAUUGCGGGCGACUGCGGCGCUGGCCGCGGGAAACAGCGUGCGCUGCGGCUGCAGUCGGCGCUGGCCACGCUGGUGAGGGCGCUGCUGGCGGCGGCGCGGUGAGCGGCGAGCGGCUGCAGAUUGGGGCCCUCGCGGUGAGGAGCGCGGUGAGAAACCCUCGCGUGAUGAGGGCGCUGCGCGGACCGGAGACAUGCGGGGGCCACAGUGGGGGCCGAUGAGGAGUUGCGUCGGUCAACUUCGCUAAUUUAUUCGCCAAAAUGGGACUCGAUUUUGAGAUGCCAUAUUGUACAGAGCUGUUCAGAGUUUCAAAGGCAAACACUGGAAAAAGAUAGCUGAAUGUUUUCCAGACCGGACUGAUGUUCAAUGCCUACAUAGGUGGCAAAAGGUUUUAAAUCCAGAACUUGUGAAAGGGCCAUGGUCAAAAGAGGAAGAUGAAAUCAUAAUCGACAUGGUAAAAAAGUUUGGACCAAAAAAGUGGUCAGCCAUUGCACAAGCAUUACCUGGGCGCAUUGGGAAGCAGUGCAGGGAAAGGUGGCAUAAUCAUCUUAAUCCUGCCAUAAAUAAGGAGCCAUGGACUCAAGAAGAGGAAAUAGCACUGAUUCAUGCUCAUCAAAUUUAUGGAAACAAAUGGGCAGAGUUGACAAAAUUUUUACCAGGCAGGACAGACAAUGCAAUAAAGAACCACUGGAACAGCUCAGUAAAGAAGAAAAUAAAUUUGUACCUAGCAUCAGGACUUCUUUCAGAGUUUCAAGGCCUUCCUCAUGCUAAAAGUCCUGCUCAGGUAGUCAAUAGACAAAAUGGCAAUGCUAAUGGUUUAAAGGACAGGCUAGAGGUUGAGGAUUCAACAGAAUGCAGCCAAACUUCAACAGCCAAUGUUGGUUGCUCUCAGUCUGAUGAAAAUGAAAAACUGGCCAAUGCGGCUUCAGUGGAUGAUGACAUGAAUCUAGAUGGGGAUAUUAGUAGAAAAGAUAUUCAGGAUUCUCAUUUGUCAAUAUGCAUGAACGACUAUUAUGCCUAUAUGGAGGAUUUUGCACGUGCUGUUCCCGAAGAACAAUCUAAAGUUUCUGCAUCUGCAAACUUACUACUAACUGAGGAGGUAUCUGAAAAAAUUGCUGAGCAAGCAAGCAAGUAUGAUUUGCCUAAUAAUUCUACAGUAGAGAUUUCCCAGAAAUCACCGGGGUUAACGGAAGCAUCGGAGUACCAUAGUGUCUGUAGAACAAAUAACGAAAAUGGAUCUGUUUCAUGUUCAAAAUUUUCAGAUCUUAAAUUUCCAAAUUUUGUGUCAGAUAAUGAUUCAGCAUAUGAGAAACAGAGUGAUCUUUUGGUAUGUGAAACUGGUUGCUUCAGCAACUAUCUUUCUGGGUUAGAUGUUCUUCAAGGAGGUAUCGAAGAAUGUCCUUUUGAAUUUGAUGAUUCAAGCUUUGGGAAUUUGGAUUAUUACUCUGGUACAAUUUGCCAAAACUCCUUUAGUUCUGAGGCUUGUAAAAGUCUCACUUCAUGUCCAAAUCCUGUCAGCUCAUCAGGUAUGCUUGGAAUUUCCUAUGAUGACAAUUUGGUGGCCGUACUUCCUCAUUCAUGUGGUAGUGAUGGAAGAUUAUACAGAAAUUCUACUCUUGAAACUAGAGAUAUUUCUGUUGAAGCUCAUGAUUCAGAUGUCAUUAUAUGUUCAUAUGAUGGCAUUGCUUAUUCCAGUUGCUCUUCUUUUUGUCCCAGUGAUAGCAGUAAAUCUAAAUUUUUUCUCCCGGAAGAUAAGAGACAGGAAAUUGGGGCUCCAAAACAAACAAACACAGUGAUGAUGGUUUCUUCUACUCCAAACACCAAUCACAAGGCUAUGCCAUCAGCUGAAAAUCUAUCUGUGCAGUCUGCAGACUUGUCAGAUUCUGGAGCUCUGUUUUAUGAACCUCCAUGUUUUCCAAGCUUAGAGAUUCCAUUUAUCAGCUGUGACCUCAUAUCCUCCGGAGAUCCUCAGCAGGCAUAUAGUCCCCUUGGGAUUCGUCAACUGAUGAUGUCCUCUGUGAAUUGUUCUAAACCGUAUAGUCUGUGGGAUUCACCUUCUCAUGAUGAGUCACCUAAUGCUCAUUUAAAAGGUGCUGUCAAAAGUUUCAUGUAUACACCAUCAAUUUUGAAGAAACGGCAACGUGAAAUGUCGUCACCUAUACCAGAACAGAGAACUGACAAGAAACCUGGUAAAGAUAUGGCUCGUGUGUCAUUAUGCUCAUCCCCUGUAAAUGAUGCUGAGAAUUCUUUCAUCGUUAAUGUGAAUGAUGAAAUCAUUUUUAAUGAAAUUCCUCCAGGUUAUGCUGAGGGAGGAUUUAGUAAUCCUUCAGAUAAGCAGCAUAAGGUACCUGUUCUUGGGGAUGAAGACAAAGAAAAUCUAUGCCAAUCGUCUUGUUAUGCAACAGCUGGAAAUGUUGUUAUGGAAGCAAAGACCCCAGCUAACUCAUAUGGUAAAAUGGCAUCCUUUACAUCAGCUACUAGUGCAGCAAGCAAAGUUGAUACUGGUGCUUCAAAAUGGAGACCACCUCGGAUUCUCGUCGAAUGCAAUGCUAAUAACAAAGUAUUCUUUUCUCCACGUGGCACCAGAUAUCCUACGAAUGGGUCAUUAAACGUUGGUGCUAAAGCUUUGAAAGUUCACACUCUCAGGAGCUCAGAGAAUGCAUCAAAUUUUGGUCAAUUAGAUGAUUGUGCUGAAUCUCUUUUUGAUGUCUCUGCCUUCUUUUCUCCUAGAGUCAGUGAAAAUAAGGACUCACAUUGUGUCUCUAUUAUAUCAGUACAAUCUGAUCCAUCAACACAUCCUUCUUUUGCGGUUGAAAAAUGCAGUUCAACAGUUGAUGAUGACAUUAGACACUUAAACAUUUUUGUUGAUACCCCUGGUGUUAAAAGGGGAAUUGAAUCUCCUUCGGCAUGGAAGUCACCCUGGUUUGUGAACUCUCUCCUUCCAGUACAUGGAAUUGGCACUGAUACAGCAUUUGAGGACAUGGGAUAUUUAAUGAGCCCUGGCGAUCAAAGUUAUGAUGCCAUUGGGCUGAUGAGGCAGUUAAGUGAGCACACUGCUGCUGCAGUUGCAGAGGCCCAAGAGGUACUGAUAAGUGGAAGCCCCGUCAGAGCAUGCAAUGAACCACAAUCUGACAACAAGAAAUUCUCAGACGAAAAUGCUGAUCCUGCUGACAAAGAGCUGGGAAAUUAUCAUAUGCCAUCAAAAAUCAUGACGGAGGCUCGAGUUCUUGAUUUUAGUGGAUGUGGCACACCUGUCAACAAGAGAUCAGAAAAUGUGAAAGCAGGUAACACAGAGACACCCAUAAGCUUGUCAAGCCAGUCCUCGUAUCUUAUGAAGGUUUGCAGAUAGAAGCUCCCAGGCAUCACAGUAAAAAAGUUUGCUUCUUUGCCAUCUUAAUAUGUAAAUGCCCAUCGCUGUGAUUGCUUUCCUGAUUUAUUUUAUCUCAGUUUCUUCUUUUAGGUAUAUUCAUUUUUAUGGAUUGUCAAUUUUAAUUGCAACCGAAGAAUGUCAGUGAAUAUAAAUCCAAUACAAUCAGUCCAUCGAGUCA
Messenger RNA from Musa acuminata AAA Group (dessert banana), 5145 nucleotides. Its product is annotated as transcription factor MYB3R-1. NCBI's taxonomy places the organism in Eukaryota, Viridiplantae, Streptophyta, Magnoliopsida, Zingiberales, Musaceae. Gene Ontology annotation, cellular component: nucleus. Gene Ontology annotation, molecular function: DNA-binding transcription factor activity, RNA polymerase II-specific; RNA polymerase II cis-regulatory region sequence-specific DNA binding. Bases 2049 to 4946 code for a protein of 965 amino acids. The transcript has 12 exons. Gene Ontology annotation, biological process: regulation of DNA-templated transcription. The record is from RefSeq and is a predicted model, not a curated record.